This is a messenger RNA of Penicillium oxalicum, 168 nucleotides long. RefSeq lists its product as uncharacterized. NCBI's taxonomy places the organism in Eukaryota, Fungi, Ascomycota, Eurotiomycetes, Eurotiales, Aspergillaceae. The record is from RefSeq and is a predicted model, not a curated record. The transcript has a single exon. Bases 1 to 168 code for a protein of 55 amino acids.
AUGAAAUUCGAACUGAUACGGAUCAUCACCACUCAACAAGACAAGCUCUUUCCUCCUCUUGAAACCAGACCGUCUAUUGAGGGUUCCGGACAGAAUAUUCCAUCUCCAUAUCUAUUCAAGGCACUCGGUGGACUAUGCUUCACCGCGCAAGUUAUCAAUUACGAGUAA